AUGGAUGGAGGUGCAGAUGGAUGGAUACUGGGACACUUCUUCACCUUCUCCCCACUGAUGAGCUCGUUUGGAAACGGACACAUUCUGAAACAUCACAGCCCGGAAAAUUGGGCCGACCUCAGUCAUUUCUGUGACAUCGACAUCGUCACCGGCGACGCUACGGCUGACCCUCGCCUGCUCGACUUUACCUUCGUCAACUUCUCCUCUCCACACGCCAUCAAGUCCAUCGUAAACAACGGCCACGCAGUGAAAUGCGUGUUGGAGGCCGAUGAAGUCGAAGUGAGUGAAGGGGGACUUAACGGAACGUAUGCUGCACUUGAGCUUCACUUUAAGUGGGGCGAUGCCAAUCAUCCAGGGUCAGAGCACACGGUUGAUGGGCACAGAUAUCCCAUGGAGAUGCACGUGGUCAGCGUGAAGAAAGGCUUCUCCAUGGAGAGCGCCAAGAACGAUUCGGAGGGAAUUGCUGUCCUGGCGUUUUUCAUAAACGGCAGAGACGACGAGGCGACGUCGGGACCGUGGAGCGAGCUCACAUCCUACCUGACAAACGCCAUCGACACAGUGGUUGCUAUGAACCAUAACAUUUCCAUCGACGACCUCAUCGGAAAUGUAGACCCCAAGAAGUUCUAUCGGUACAUGGGCUCCCUGACCACCCCCGAUUGCAGUGAAGCCGUAGUUUGGACAGUCUUUCAAGAGCCGAUAGACGUCCACCAAAGUCUAGUCGAGCGGUUCCUCGCAAAGACGGGACUCGCCAACGUUCAUCGGACCACACAACCGCUUAACGGGCGGAGCGUGUUCGCUUCCGCUGCAACUUUCUUACCGUCCGGUCAUUCAUGGUGCCACAAGGAAGAAGCCUGUGAGUACGGUCCGUCUCGUUGGGCCGCUCUGCCUCACUCGUUCUGCGGCGGCGAGCGCCAGUCACCCGUCGACAUCGAGACUCAGGCCGCCGUCCUGGACGAGACGCUCGACGCCUUCUCUUACACGAAGUUUGACGACAGACAUGCCAUCUUGUACAUCACUAACACGAGCCACUCAGUGAAGUGUGUGCUGAAAGAUGACCUGGUGGAGGUCUCAGGUGGAGGUUUGGAGUACGUCUACUCCGCCCUUCAGUUCCACUUCCAUUGGGGUCAAAAGACCAACGGCUCGGAGCACAAAGUGGAUUCAAAGAGAUACCCGAUGGAGAUGCACAUAGUGACCAAGAGGAAGGACUUAACUCUGGAAGAGGCCCUAGAGACUCCAAACGGUCUGGCGGUGCUGGGAUUCUUCGUUGAGCCAAAGUUCGCCAACAACAGAACUUCAGAACAGGCAAUGAACGCCUGUUUUGUCUGCACACAUUUUGGAGUCGAGCGUUGCAUCGUGUGCAUUUGGGCUUCCCGCGCAGGCUCAGAGGUCAACUUCACGGACGAGAUCUCCAUCGACGACUUGCUGGACGUUAACCGAGUGGAGUACUACCGCUACGCCGGCUCCCUGACCACCCCUUCGUGCAAUGAAGCGGUGGCGUGGACUGUCUUCAAAGAAUCCGUCAAGGUGGAGGAAGAGCUGAUGAUGCUGUUUCCAGCUUAUGCAGGAUACGAAAACGUGUAUCGGCCGACGCAUCUCUCCAACAGGAUCGUCUACACCAACGCGGCAGCGUCCAGCGCCCCUGACGCCGUCGCGCUGCAGCUGCUCCUCGCGGGCCUCUGUGCCUUUUCGCACGCCGUGCUCAUGUGAGACACAUGGCUCAUCGGAGCUGCUGUGAAAAAGUACAACGCACCGAUUGGCAUUGUGUCACAGUUUGCUUAUCGUCUCGAUACUUUUUUACUCACUUGGAAGGUGGUGUUUCAUUUGGGAUCUUCUUUGACGUUCGUUUUGAGAAUGCGGCUGUGUAAUCUCAUAAUCACGUUCACAUCUCUACAUUUGCAUCGGAAUGUAACAGGUACUACUUGAUUAAAACUUAAACCUUCAACCAACAAUUACUCAAAGUUAUUCAAGACCAUUGUCAAUUAUGCUAAACCAAUAAUCACCACUGCAGAUGAUGCUAAAUGAAAAUAUAUAUAUUAUUGCAGUAAGCGUUCCAAUGAGCUUCAAUGAGUGGGUAAAUAAAUAGUUUAACCGGUAAUGUUUGAGUGUGAAGUUAUUUCCCCUGAUCAUGUCUCUGGAUAUGUACCAGUGUUAAUUUAGCAGCUUAAAGAUCACCUAAGGUGAGUCUGA
Messenger RNA from Pungitius pungitius (ninespine stickleback), 2187 nucleotides. RefSeq lists its product as uncharacterized. The record is from RefSeq and is a predicted model, not a curated record. Gene Ontology annotation, cellular component: plasma membrane. Gene Ontology annotation, molecular function: carbonate dehydratase activity; zinc ion binding. Lineage: Eukaryota; Metazoa; Chordata; Actinopteri; Perciformes; Gasterosteidae. Gene Ontology annotation, biological process: one-carbon metabolic process.